Cydia fagiglandana is the source of this 711-nucleotide messenger RNA. RefSeq lists its product as uncharacterized. The record is from RefSeq and is a predicted model, not a curated record. Bases 1 to 711 code for a protein of 236 amino acids. The transcript has a single exon. Lineage: Eukaryota; Metazoa; Arthropoda; Insecta; Lepidoptera; Tortricidae.
AUGGCUGUCAAUAAUUCGUACUAUAAUAUGCUUCAUUUGCCCGCGUUCAUUCCUUGUGACCCUGCCCUGUGGUUCUCAUUGAUAGAGGCAAUAUUCAGCACUGCCGGCGUUGUCGACGACAGUAAUAAAUACCACCAUGUGGUAUGUUCGUUGCCACCACACGAAGCCAUAGAAAUGCGAGACAUACUGCUCAACCCGUCAGAAGAUAAUAAGUACGUCACGCUUAAAACUGCAAUCAUUAAGAGGUUACUAUCACAAGAGGCGAUGGGUGACCGCAAGCCCUCUCAGUUUUUACUGCAUCUCAAAAUUCUUGCUGGCUCUGCGGUGCCAGAUGCAGAGCUUCGUACGCUGUGGAUAGAGCGGUUGCCGCGACCCAUGCAGAUGAUCCUAGCUCUAGCUACGCAACCAGAGCAGACCCUGGAAAAGGUAGCCUAUGUUGCGGAUGUAAUAGCCGACAACACGGUUCAGACGGCUACUAUCGCGACAACGGAAGAUCCAGUUAAAGUCUUACAACGUGAAAUUGCCGCCUUAGAGCAACAAUUGAAAGCUUUGUCCAUCAACAUAAGUGCGCGACGCAGGGGCAGGUCACGCUCGCGUUCGAGACAAAGAUCUCGACCUCGCUCCAGGGAUAACUCGGCAACACGUAUGUGUUGGUACCAUGGCAAAUAUGGCAGUAAGGCUCAUAAAUGUCUACCACCCUGCACAUAUUAA